Messenger RNA from Hemicordylus capensis (graceful crag lizard), 5259 nucleotides. It is a transcript of the gene ZSWIM4, whose product is annotated as zinc finger SWIM-type containing 4. NCBI's taxonomy places the organism in Eukaryota, Metazoa, Chordata, Lepidosauria, Squamata, Cordylidae. Gene Ontology annotation, cellular component: Cul2-RING ubiquitin ligase complex. Gene Ontology annotation, molecular function: zinc ion binding. The transcript is spliced from 14 exons. The record is from RefSeq and is a predicted model, not a curated record. Bases 223 to 3567 code for a protein of 1114 amino acids.
UCUCCCUCGCCGGCUGGCCUAUGGGAGGUAGGCGGAGCAAAAAAGGAGGGCCACUGAGCCAGCAGCCGUCGAGCUCAUUGUUGUGGGAGCUCCUUAAAGGGGCCGCCUCCGCCGCCGACGGAGAGAAACGACCGACUGGCUGACCGGGCCGGGCCUGGGCUGCCGGCGGUGGUGGGUUUCCGGGAGGAGGUGUUCGGGAAAGGCUGGGGAUCGGCCGGGCCUAUGGAGCCCCCGCCCGCCAAGCGCAGGUGCGGCGCCUCCGGGGAGCAGCCCGAGUCUGGAUCAGGACCGGGUGCCGCCGCUUCAGCCUCCCCGCCUCCUGCUUCCACCGCCGUCGAGACAUUGCUGGAUCUGAGCGCCCGGCGGGUGGCCGAGACGUGGGCCUUCGAGCAGGUGGAAGAACGCUUCUCCCGUGUCCCAGAACCUGUGCAGAAGCGUAUCGUGUUCUGGUCCUUUCCCCGGAGUGAACGGGAGAUAUGCAUGUAUUCAUCCCUGGGGUAUCAUCCUCCAGAGGGCGAGCGAGAUUCGCGUGUCCCGUUUAACCGUGGCCUGAAUUUGCUGCAGUCGGGUGCCGUUGAUCGUGUCCUGCAAGUAGGUUUCCACCUGAGUGGUACGGUGACGGAGCCGGCUGGUCCCAGUGAACCCGAGCACAGCUAUCACGUCUCCAUCAGCUUCGACCGCUGCAAGAUCACAUCAGUGAGCUGUGCCUGCGACAACCGGGACAUCUUCUACUGUGCCCAUGUGGUGGCGUUGUCCCUGCAUCGCAUCCGCCAUGCCCGCCAGGUGGAGCUGCGCCUGCCCAUCUCCGAAACCUUGUCCCAAAUGAACCGGGACCAGCUCCAGAAAUUUGUGCAGUAUCUGAUCAGUGCCCACCACACAGAGGUGCUGCCGACUGCUCAGAGGCUAGCUGAUGAAAUUCUGCUGCUCGGCUCUGAGAUCAACAGAGUGCACGGUGCCCCUGACCCCACAGCCGGUGCUGGCAUUGAGGACGCCAACUGCUGGCACCUGGACGAGGAGCAGAUCCAAGAGCAAGUGAAGCAGCUGCUGUCCAACGGCGGUUACUAUGGGGCGAGCAAACAGCUUCAGUCCAUGUUCAACAAGGUGCGGGAAAUGCUGCGCAUGCGGGAUUCCAACGGGGCACGCAUGCUCAUCCUGAUGACCGAGCAGUUUCUGCAGGAUCCGCGCCUGGCCCUCUGGCGGCAGCAGGGAGCUGGCAUGACUGACAAGUGCCGGCAGCUCUGGGAUGAACUAGGGGCAUUGUGGGUGUGUGUGGUCCUGAGCCCCCAUUGCAAGCUGGAAGAGCGGGCUCUCUGGCUGCAGCUCCUCAAGAAAUGGAACAAGCUGGACAUCUGUCCCUUGGAGGAGGGCAACUACUCCUGUGACAGCGUGGGAGCCAACAGCACCCUGCCGACUAAUCCAAACCGCAGCACAGCUGGCGUCCGACAGACGGUCUUUGGCCGCGCCAUCAAGGCUGCCGAGCUUCGCUGGGGGGACUGCCACCUGCAAAAGAUCCUGAGCAGCGACUGCUAUGGUGUCUCCCUGAAGAGCGGAAGUGACAAGUUGGGCUUUGACCCCCAGGGCCACCCGCUGUGGCUGGGCGAUGCCUUCCCCAUGGCCUGUGCUCGGGUGGAUGCUUUGCGCUCUCACGGCUACCCCCGGGAGGCCUUGCGCCUGGCCGUGGCUGUCGUCAACGCCAUGCGCUUGCAGCGGCGCCAUCAGCUGGAGAGCUACAAGCAGCAGAAGAAAGAGCUCCUGCACAAAGGCACAACCAGCAUCACCAACUUGGAGGGUUGGGUGGGGCACCCUCUGGACCCCAUUGGUUGCCUCUGCCGCACCUUUCUGGAGGCCUGCCGGAUGGAUGACGAGGGGCUGUCACUGUACCCAGACUCUGCAGCAGAGCCCAAGAAGGCCCUGUACCAGCAUGUCCCAGUGCCCUCGAGUCCAGGCGAGUCGUACUUCAUGCUGGCCCUGGAGGUGGCGUUGCUGGGGUUGGGGCAGCAGAGGUCCAUGCCAGAGGGGCUCUAUGCCCAGGACAAGGUGGUGCGCAGUGAGGAACAGCUCAUUGGGCUCCUGGACGAGAUGGAGCUGGACGAGCGGCUGGUGCCUGUGCUCCGCAAGCAAGCCGCCUUGCUCCUGGAUGGGGGGCCUUUCAGUGGCUUUGGAGAGGUCGUGUUCCGCGAGAGUGUACCCAUGCACACCUUUGCCCGCUAUCUCUUCACCGCCAUGCUGCCCUAUGACCCUGAGCUGGCCUACCGUCUGGCACUGCGAGCCAUGAGGCUCCCUGUAUUGGAGACGGUGUUGCCAGCCAGCGACAUCCUGCACCAGAACCCCCUGGAUUCAAUGAUGGCCAAUCGCUUCCCCCGCUGGUUCACUCUAGGGCACCUGGAAACGCGGCAGUGUGAGCUGGCAUCGGCGAUGCUCACCGCUGCUAAAGGGGACCCCAGUUGGCUGCGUAUGGUCCUGGGCUCCAUCCAGCAGAACAUUCAUUCUCCAGCCUUGCUCUUCAAACUGGCCCAGGAUGCCUGCAAGACGGCCACUCCAGCCAACACUCCCCCGGACACUACCUUGCUUAACAUCUCCCUGGAGCUUGGCCUGCAGGUGAUGCGCAUGACUCUCAACACCAUGACUUGGCGUCGCAGGGAAAUGGUUCGCUGGCUGGUCAGCUGUGCCACAGAGAUUGGUGUCCAGGCCCUGAUGAACAUCAUGCAGAACUGGUACACGCUCUUCACGCCCAUUGAGGCCACGACCAUCGUGGCCGUGACGGGCACCACGCACGCCACCCUGCUGAGGCUGAGCCUGAGUGCAGGGCAACGGGAUGAGCUGUGCAGCUGCGCCCGGACGCUGGCCCUGCAGUGCGCUAUGAAGGAUCCUCAAAACUGCGCCCUGCCGGCUCUGACCCUCUGCGAGAAGAACCACGCGGCCUUCGAAGCAGCCUACCAGAUCGUGCUGGACUCGGCGGCCUCUGCCGGCAUGGGCCACUCCCACCUCUUCACUGUGGCCCGGUACAUGGAACACCGCGGGCUGCCCAUGCGCGCCUACAAGCUGGCCACCUUGGCCUUCUCGCACCUCAGCAUCGCCUUCAACCAGGACACCCACCCUGCCCUCAACGACGUCCUCUGGGCUUGCUCCCUCAGCCAGUCCCUGGGCAAGAGUGAGCUGGCUGCCAUUGUCCCGCUGGUCAUCAAGAGUGUGCAGUGCGCCCCCAUGCUCUCUGACAUCUUGCACCGCUGGAGCCUGCCGCCUCCGGGCCUCGCCUCUCUGGGCGGGGGGCGCCGUGGGGCCGGCAGCACUGGUGCUGGGGGGAAGCUCUUCGCUGUGGACAAGGCCCCUCUGUGCCAGCUCCUGGAGGCUGCCAUGGCUGCUUACAUCAGCACCACCCACUCGCGCCUCACCCACAUCAGUCCCCGGCACUACGGCGAGUUCAUUGAGUUCCUGGGGAAAGCCCGCGAGACCUUCCUGCUGGCACAUGAGGGACACCUGCGCUUUGGCCAGUUCCUCGACAACCUGAAACAGACCUACAAGGGCAAGAAGAAACUGAUGUUGCUGGUGCGAGAGCGCUUUGGCUAGGGGGCGGGGCCACUCCGAGAGGGAGUGCUUUGGUCGGGGGGGGGGGGGCAAGCAGAGGGACAUCUUCCCCCUCCUGCAACAGAAGCGCUUUGGCUUGGAGGGCUGGGUAGGAUGGCCAGUUUCCCUUGGGGCCCAAGUGCUUUGGGGGUGUGGCCAGGCAGGGUCUGGGUUUCUGCCUGGAUUCAGAGCCCCUCUGCCUGGGAGCGCGGUCGGCUUCCUCCUUCCUCCAGUGGAGGUGCUCCAGGGCUGCAGAACUGAGCAGAUGGGCCUGCACUUUAGCUGGGGGUGGGGGUGGGGAUGUGUCAGUCUGGAGCCGCCCAGCAGGGUGGGUUUUCUGCAGCACUGGGCUGGGCACGGACUCGGUGGAAACGCCUGCCCUCCCCCCCGGCUCUCCCAGUGGGACGGGAAGGACGCUUUGGUUGCCGAUUUCAGUAUUAACCCACAUGGGGAUUCCGCACCUUGGUCGAAGGCUCCAGGCCCCGGCGGGGUCUUGCGGAUGGUGGGGAUCCCCUCCUGUGGAAUUUCACAGCUGCUGUUCCAGUGCUCUAUUUCAGACCCAGCACAGACGAGGGUUGGUUUAUCCUUUUUGUCUGCAAGUGCGAGAGGGGUGCCUGGAUGCAUCUCCUCUUGCCUGCCGGAAGCCCCACAGACUGCCGCUGCCCCCCCCCCCCCCGCUUUCUCGACGGCCCCAGGUUCCUCUGGAGUACCAAACCUGUGCUGAAGUCUGGACAUUCAGGAGGGGCAGUGGGAGGGUGGGGGUCCUUACAGGGUUGGGGCAUGUUCCCCGCCAGGCUCCAAGGCCUCCUUGCACUGAGAGCAUCCAAGUCACUGUCCCUUGUGUGGAACCCACCUGCUGCAGAACCCCCCAGUGCCAGAGGAGGCCCUCCCCGCUGGGGCUGUCUCCGCCAUGCCAGGAUUGAUGUCCUCAGCCGUGGCUGGCGGGCCAGAGCAGCUUCUUGCUGGAUGACUGGCAGCAGGGCGGAUGUCAGCCUGCUAACGCGAUGAAAGGGUGGGUGAGCCCGCUGCGCUGAGCUAAGAGCCUGCUGCUGGGUCUCUGAUGGAGAGGUCCCUUUGGAAGAGCCCAGGAAGGCCUUGGGCCCAAUCCUUGGCCUCUGCCCCUCCGUACCCGUCACCCACCCACCCCAAAACCCCUCUCAUGUCAGCCACAGCCUAUUCCUCCAAGCAAGCUGGCUUGUCCAUUCAUCACUCACUCUUCUGUCCCAACAGUGCAGCUGGGGGGCCAUCCUGCUCCCCCCUGAUUUCUUCCAGGCAUGUUUCCCCUCCCCUCCCUGCAUCAGUCAGUAUUCCCGCUUUCCCUUGGCUGUGCUUGCAGGUCACAGACUGGCUCCAGACCUUGCUUGCAAAUGGGGCGGGGGGGCGGGGGCAAAGGGCCCUUGGGGCAGCUGGUGGCCUCUCCUGCAGCUGCCCCUCUUGAGUUAUGUUUCCCGUCCCAUGCCCCUCAGACUCCUGCAACUGAAGGAUCGCCAUUCUCUGCCUCCUCUGGCAGAGGACAGACAGCUCAUACCUCAAACCUCCCUCCCUCUUUCAGGCCAGGACCAACACUACUAGAUGCAGGGCCGGCCGGAGACAUUUGGCCACUCUCGGCAGUUGGGCCGUGCGCUCCGGCGGGCAUGCCUCCGGUUUCCCUCGUCGCCCCGCAGAGGCUCGUGUGGUGUGCCUCUUGGAUUGCAU